ACCACGUCUACACACGCUGCACACUCCACGGAGAGCCGAGAAGCCCGACUUAAGUCCAGUAAUUGAGAUAUUCACCUGGUCCAAAGUUAUUUUCGGUGUGUAGUUAGUUUCCGCUAGACGUCCUCUGACGGACUGGGUGUAGCAGGGAGUUGAGCAGUUCCCAGGUGAUGCAGCUUUUCAUGAAAUAGUCAUCGGAGUCGCACUCGAAUAGUUCUUUACUGUCAGCGAGCACAACUGGAUCCGUGAGACCGAACUUUCUUAACUAGUUAGGAGUUAGGAGAUUGAAGUAUGCUGCUGCAGCUCCUCAGCCUGGCCUGCUGUUUCUCUUCUCUCUCUGCAGACGUACUCAAGGCAGAGGCCUGGCUCCAGCAGUAUGGCUACCUACCCCCAGGGGACGUCAGAGCUCAGGCCCUUCGUUCACCAAAAACUAUUGAAUCAGCGAUCUCAGCCAUGCAGAGGUUCUAUGGUCUCACGGUCACUGGAACAAUAGACUCCAACACGAUAAAGGCAAUGAACAGGCCACGAUGUGGCGUCGCUGACAAGUUCGGUCCUCAGCUGAAAACUAACCUGCGGAGGAAGAGAUACGCCGUGCAGGGCUUAAAGUGGGACAAGUCUGAGAUCACCUUCAGCAUCGAGAACUACACUCCAAAAAUAGGUGAACGAGCAACAUACGAAGCCAUCAGAAAAGCUUUCCGAGUGUGGGAGAGCGCCAUCCCGCUGACCUUCAAAGAAAUUCCCUACAGUCAUAUCCGUGACAAGGUGGACAAGUACGCCGAUAUCAUGUUGUCCUUUGCUGAUGGGUUCCAUGGUGAUAGCACUCCCUUUGACGGAGAGGGUGGCUUCUUGGCUCAUGCAUACUUCCCAGGCCAGGGCAUCGGUGGUGACACCCACUUUGACCUGGCUGAGCCAUGGACCACUGGGAAUGUGGACCAGGGGGGAAACGAUGUCUUCCUGGUAGCGGUCCAUGAGUUGGGUCACGCGUUGGGACUGGAGCAUUCUAACAGCCCCUCUGCUAUCAUGGCCCCCUUCUACCAGUGGUUUGACACAGACAACUUCCAGCUGCCAGAUGACGAUCGCAGAGGCAUCCAGGCCAUCUAUGGGACCAAGACCGGAGCCCCUCCUCCUCCACCACGGCCCACUAAGCCGUCCAACCCCACCAGACCUGACCAAGGUCCUGACAUCUGUGAGGGUCAUUUCGACACCAUCGCCAUCCUCAGAGGGGAGAAGUUCGUGUUUAAGGACAAGUGGUUUUGGCGGGUGCGCAACAAUAAGGUGUUGCCUGGUUACCCCAUGACCAUCAGUCACUUCUGGAAGGGUCUUCCCUCAAACAUCAACGCUGCUUACGAGAGAGAUGACGGCAAAUUCAUUUUCUUCAAAGGUGACAGGUACUGGGUGUUCAGUGAGUCCACCAUGGAGAAGGAUUCCCCCAAAAGCCUCAGGGACCUCGGCAGUGGUCUUCCCAAAGACAAGAUGGAUGCAGCUCUUUUCUACACACCAACAGGACAGACGUACUUCUUCAGAGGCAGCAAAUACUACCGCUUCAACGAGCAGACUCGCACUGUAGACGCCGGCUAUCCCAAACCCAUUAGCAUGUGGAGCGGCGCGCCCGACAACAUUAAGGCUGCCAUCAUGAGCGAGGAUGGAUCGUACACAUAUUUCUACAAGGCCAACAAAUACUGGAAGUUCAACAAUCAGUACAUGAAGGUGGAGUCUGGAUACCCCAAAUCCGUGCUGACAGACUGGAUGGGCUGUGAAGGAGAGGAGCCCAAGAAAGGUCGAGAGGAAGAGGUGAUCAUCAUCGAGGUGGACGAAGCGCAGGGCGGAGCCGGCCCCAUCGCUGUGGUGAUCCCACUCCUCCUGCUGGUGCUGGUGGUCAUCACUCUGGGAGUCCUCCUGUUCUUCCGGAAGUAUGGAACACCACGACGCCUCCUCUACUGCCAGAGGUCUCUGCUGGACAAGGUGUAGGAAGCACGAGGGGUGACUGACGGACUGUCUGUGUGGACAGAAAGAGUGAUGGAGGGAAUCCAGCGGUGAGAGCAAACAGAGAGACCAUGAGAUUUUGAAGACAAGAUUUAAGCAAAAAAGUGGACUGUGUGUGCCUUAAGGAGGGAUCGCACAAGGAACUGAAAUCAGGAAAAUGUGUAUUUGUAUGUUAGCUAUUUCCAUGUACUGCUCAGAAAUUAAGGAUCAUGCCUCUCCUCUCGCUCUCUCAUCAUGUUUUUUAAAAGUCCCUCCCUGCUCUCCAGCAACUGGACGACCCCAGCUGAACUGCCGUCUGAUUUUACCAUCAUAAACUCAAGAGCUUUUUCAGUUGAAUGUCACUUUGAUUCAAAUUUAAUCAUCAUCUGCCUGAUCAAUUGGAGAUAUUCUCAACUUUUUCUCAUCCAUAUGUACAGGUUUUUUUGGCCUAUCACACAUCACCGCAGUCCACUACAGCACUUUUGUAUGUUUACACAGAAAAUAUAAAUAGUAUUGUAAAAUAUGAACUUGUAUUAAUAAGUAGAAGCAUUGAACACACUAAAUCCAGUCAGUCAAUACUUGUUUACCAACCACCAUGAGGCCCAUUUCACAUAACGUGUUGACUAAGCAUUGGCAAGUUUGCUGGUUCAAAAAUGUCAACUAUUAAUGUAUGAGAGCUGAUGGCAGGGCCUCAUCAGUCACCAUUCGAAUGAUAGCAUUUCAAGCAUGAAUGUACCCAGUGAUCUGUUUCAAACUAUUCCCAUGAAAGCAGUUUCUUAGCUUUGGACGAUCAAAUCUGGCUGCCGGGAGCUUUACUCUGAAACAAAAGAGCCAUCAAUGAGUGGGCUUCUUGGAGUGCAGCCUUGAAAUGCCUGCAAGAUGCUGAGCGAAAGGUGUGUUGCUUUUACGUAAAACUUUAUUUUGUAACCAGAACCUGUCAGUUCUGUUGUCAGUGCAAGCAGUCAGGUGGGAAAUAAAAGUGAAAGGCUGAUGUGUGGGCUUAUCUCAUGGUUUUAAACAUGCGGUGCAUCUGCGUGGCGUAAAAGGUGUUUGUUCAAAUGUGUGAGGAAAAUUCCCAGCAGUAUGGUGCAAUUUCAAACUCUUAAGUAUGUUUUGUAAUUAUUGUUUACUCUUGUUUUUUUUUCUGCUUGUUCACAUUGUCAUUUGGAGUCCUGCUGGACAGAGGCAUAACAUGACAAUGACAGAAAUGACUCCUGGUUCACAGCGUUUGGUGAGUUCGAUCAAGAAGGGGAGAUUGAAUGUGAUUUCUCGGCUUUUAUUUUGAAGUCUCACACAGAUGACAACAAGCAAAUCCUAUUUAUAAACACACAUGGUGCUCAGUGUUUAAAAAUGGAAAUGAAUUCAUUAAGAUUAUUGCAAUGAUAAUGGAUUAAUAUUUAUAAUGAUCAAACAGUGUCCAAUGUUGUGCAUCAGACUAAAGCCAAAUUAAACUGUUUUCUACAA
Messenger RNA from Synchiropus splendidus (mandarinfish), 3423 nucleotides. It is a transcript of the gene mmp14a, whose product is annotated as matrix metallopeptidase 14a (membrane-inserted). Gene Ontology annotation, biological process: extracellular matrix organization; skeletal system development; zymogen activation. The record is from RefSeq and is a predicted model, not a curated record. The transcript is spliced from 10 exons. Gene Ontology annotation, molecular function: zinc ion binding; metalloendopeptidase activity. Bases 289 to 1965 code for a protein of 558 amino acids. Gene Ontology annotation, cellular component: extracellular matrix. Lineage: Eukaryota; Metazoa; Chordata; Actinopteri; Syngnathiformes; Callionymidae.